AUGGAGAAACAUCGGGGGCUACGCGUCACCACAUGGAAUGUCAACGGGAUUAGGAACCCAUUUGGUUACCAACCAUGGCGUCAAGAGAGGACAUUCACGGCGAUGUUUGAUAUCCUUGAGGCCGAUAUUGUGAUCAUGCAGGAAACCAAGAUUCAACGGAAAGACUUGAGAGAUGACAUGGUUCUUGUUCCCGGCUGGGACGUUUAUUUUAGCCUUCCAAAACAUAAGAAGGGAUAUUCAGGAGUUGCAAUAUACACGCGAAACUCUGUCUGCGCCCCUAUUCGAGCUGAAGAAGGCAUCACAGGAAUUCUGGCUCCUCCGAACUCUUCAACAAGUUUUCGUGAAUCCCCAGAGGACCAACAGAUUGGUGGCUACCCAACCGCGAUUCAAUUAUCCGAUUGCGAUCUCGACGCCGCCACCCUCGACUCCGAGGGUCGUUGUGUCAUUCUCGAAUUCCCGGCAUUUGUUCUCAUUGGCGUAUAUUGCCCUGCCACCCGCGAUGAGAGCCGAGAUGAUUUUCGCCUUGGAUUCCUCAAUGCUCUUGAUGCUCGCGUUCGCAAUCUCAUUGCUGCUGGUAAACGAGUUAUCUUAACAGGUGAUUUGAACAUCAGCCGAGAGGCGAUUGACAGUGCCAAGGCCGAAGAGGAACUGAAGAAGCAGGGUUUGGGAAGCGAACAUUUUGUAUCCACGCCAUCAAGGCGUAUACUGAAUCAACUAUUGCUUGGCGGGAAGGUGAUCGGUGAUCGGGAUGACGGAAGAGAAAGCCCAGUCAUGGUAGAUAUCUGCAGAAGAUUCCAUCCAAAUCGCAGAGGAAUGUUUACCUGUUGGGAACAGAGGACCAAUGCACGCCCGGGUAACUUUGGUGCUCGGAUUGACUACGUUCUUUGCAGCCAGGAUAUGUUGAAUUGGUUUGACGAUUCCAACAUACAGGAAGGUCUGAUGGGUUCUGAUCAUUGCCCGGUGUACGCCGUCUUCAAAGACAAGGUGGAAACAGAUGGAUCGGAAAUUGAUAUCAAAGAUAUCAUGAGCGCUGAUAUGUUUAAGGGAGGAAUCAGACAGCGGGACUGGUCUGCCAAAGACCUGCUUCCAACAUCAGCGAAGCUUAUACCAGAAUUUGACCGUCGCCGAAGCAUUCGCGACAUGUUUAGCAAGAAGCCUUCGUUACUUACAUCAGAAAGCUCUGGUUCAAAUACCGAUUUGACCCUUAAGCAGGGAACAAGACAGUUAGCUGAAGAAGCGCGCGAAGACAAAAGCAACGCUGAGAGCGACCCAGUCACCGCAUGCGAACCCAUGCUCAUUAAUAUCCCGUCCAAACCUCAAGCGUCACAUCCAGCUAGUCUUGUGAAAACCAAUGCCAAACGACCAGGUGAAUCACACAAUGGUGCAGCCCGAGCCCUGAAGCGCGGUAAAUCUGGAAAUUUCUCCCCGGGCAAGGCUCAGUCUGGGAAGGGGCAAAGCAGUCUCAAGGGAUUCUUCAAACCAAAGACACCGCAACCAAGCGCUCAGGCAAAUAGCCAAGGAGGUUUGGCUAAUACAGACCCAGAUAUAGCAAAUGCAUCGCUUGAAACGUCCAGUAGCCUUUCUGUAGAGCCAGUUAUGGGAAGCAUGGAUGGCGCUUUAAGCGUUGCGAGUGGUUUAACACCCAGCAAAGAAUUCGACCCCUCCCAACAGGAAGAUGUCGUCGACCCAAUUGUUGCUAAAGAGAGCUGGUCCAAACUAUUAGGAAAGCGCGUUGUCCCUCGAUGCGAUCACGAGGAGCCAUGCCGUAGCCUCGUCACAAAGAAGGCAGGCAUGAACUGUGGUAGGUCAUUUUAUUGCUGCUCGCGGCCACUGGGACCUUCGGGUCAAAAUGAGAAGGGCACGGAGUGGCGGUGCUCGACGUUUAUUUGGAGUAGUGAUUGGACUGGCGAUGAUACAUGA
Molecule: messenger RNA, 1920 nt
Organism: Venustampulla echinocandica
Lineage: Eukaryota; Fungi; Ascomycota; Leotiomycetes; Helotiales; Pleuroascaceae
Exons: 5
Coding region: 1-1920 (639 amino acids)
Biological process (GO): base-excision repair
Cellular component (GO): nucleus
Molecular function (GO): double-stranded DNA 3'-5' DNA exonuclease activity; zinc ion binding; DNA-(apurinic or apyrimidinic site) endonuclease activity
Source: RefSeq, a predicted model, not a curated record